AGAUUGUAGGAAAGUGUUUAAAAAGAGAUGGUGUCAACGAAAGUGGUCAUACUGACCGGUGCCUCACGAGGCAUUGGCCUGGCGAUCGCACAUUACCUGCUCCAGCGAUCGCACCAACUUGUGGUGCUCUCGCGAAGCGAAGGGCCUCUGCGCGAAUUGGAGAAGCAGUACAUGGGCCAAGUAGCGGUCUUAGUCGGCGACUUGGCUGAUCUGUCACUCGGCAAAAAGGCUGUUAGCCUAGCCAUCGAGCGAUUCGAGCGCCUCGACGCAGUGAUCGUAAACCAUGGCGUACUGGAUCCUGUCCAGCGUGUGAGCGCCAGUACUGUGGAGGCUUGGCGCGCUGCGUUUGAUGUCAAUUUCUUCUCGGCUGUUGCACUGUCGCAGGCUGCUCUCCCGAAGCUUCGUGACAGCAAAGGCACCAUCAUAUUCACCUCUUCUGGCGCAGCGACGAAUGACUACCCCACGUGGGGCGCCUAUGGUGCGAGUAAAGCAGCGUUGAACCACCUUGCUGCGACCCUGGCAAGCGAAGAGAAAGCCGUGACAUCUAUGGCGAUUCGGCCGGGUGUGGUGGACACAGAGAUGCAGCGCGACAUCCGGGAACGGCACUUUGGCACGAUGGAGGACCGAGAUAGGGCACGAUUCGGGAAAUUGAGUGAUAAGAGCAAACUUCUCAAGCCUGAGCAGCCUGGACAUGUAAUGGCAAAGCUGGUGUUGGAGCCGCCCAAAGAUCUGAACGGGAAGUUCCUAAGUUGGGAUAGUGAAGAGCUGAAGGCGUACCAGGAGUGAAAGGCAAUCUGAACAUCGUGGUAAUGUGGGGAGCCUACCAAAUGCAUCAAGUUAGCACGUGGGUCGUGCCUGAGUGUCAGUAGAAUUGAACAGCGUGGCGGAGGCGGAUCAGUUGAAAGAUGAAAAGCAUACAUUUUACUCAGCAUUCGGCAUGGAGCCUUCAGGCUUAGCAUGGAAUGUCUUGUUACAUCAUGUGUGAUGAUAGUAAUGGAUGAUAGACGUACC
This is a messenger RNA of Baudoinia panamericana UAMH 10762, 1011 nucleotides long. RefSeq lists its product as uncharacterized. The transcript has a single exon. Gene Ontology annotation, cellular component: intracellular anatomical structure. NCBI's taxonomy places the organism in Eukaryota, Fungi, Ascomycota, Dothideomycetes, Mycosphaerellales, Teratosphaeriaceae. Bases 28 to 786 code for a protein of 252 amino acids. The record is from RefSeq and is a predicted model, not a curated record. Gene Ontology annotation, molecular function: oxidoreductase activity, acting on NAD(P)H, oxygen as acceptor.